Messenger RNA from Closterium sp. Naga37s-1, 3426 nucleotides. NCBI's taxonomy places the organism in Eukaryota, Viridiplantae, Streptophyta, Zygnematophyceae, Desmidiales, Closteriaceae. The record is from the annotation of a GenBank genome assembly.
AUGCCGGGUUGUACACGUGGCAGGAGUUCAGUGGACGAUGUGGUGCGCGCUGACUUGGCGCGUGUGAAGGACAACCUGCCGCUGGAAUGGAAGAGCCACGUGGAGGAGCACAUUCUCGACGGCGCCGCGUUCGGCACCAUUCAGAACCAUCCACGUGUCAGCUGGGCAGAGCACCGCGCUCCCGAGAACGGUGGCCGCGUUUUCGUGGUGCUGUACGGCAGCAUUGACAACGAGGACGAGGUGCGCGAGCUGUACAGCCUGCCCAAGCCCGACCGCCCCGACCCGCUGCUCGCGUUCUCCGCCUCCUCCGCGCUGCUGCUCGCCGAGCUCUACUGGAAGGGCUUUUCAGACGCGUACGGCGACUACUCGUCGCAGCCCCAGACAUGCCUCGCCUCGCUGCAGGGCUCAUGGGCCUUCUGUCUGUUUGACGACGCCAGUCAGUACGUGCUGGCUGCCAGGGACCCCCACCACGGCGCACCGCUCUUCUGGGCUUCCGUGCAGCAAGCCGACUUGCUCUUUUGCACGUGGAGCGCUGCUCCCAGUUCCAUCCCAGAAAAUGCCUCACACCCCGCUGCCGAAGCCACCGAUGCCGCUGCCGAUGCUGCUGCUGCCCCUGACGCUCCUGACGCGCCGGAUGCUCCUUUUGCCCUUCCUCCUCCUCCUCUCACUGCUGCUGCUGCUGCGGGUGUGUCGUCCACUGCCCAUGGGCUAGAGCUCCGCGAGUUCCCGGCAGGGUUUUUCUACGAGAAGAAGUGGGACGAGACCAUCGGCUCCUUGCACAGCUACAUGGAGGGGGAGGAGACGGAGGAGAUGGAUGUGAGCGUGCCCAUGCCCUGUGCCGCCAUGUUCCGGGUCAGCAGUGGGAGCGACCUAGCAGGACCCAAGCCAGGAAGUUUCGCCAUCCUCUUUUCUCUCCUUUCCUGUUCUCCUCCCCCCUUUUCGCCCCUCUCUUGCCCAUUCUCCUCCGUUCUCCCUGCUCUCGUUCUUUCCAUCCCCUUCCUCCCCCCACCUCACCCCUCCCCCUCUCCACCCCCCUUCUCCUCUCCCCCCCAACCCCCUCCCCUUUUAUCCCCCCAAUCCCUUCCUGCUCGAUUUCCACCUCUUACCCCCCCUCCCCCCCCCAUCUCCCCCCCAUGUCCCUCCUCCUCCCCACCGUUCCCCCCCUCUUCCUCCCUCCCCCCCUCCUCCGCACCGUACCCUCUCCACCAGUACAAAUUCAUUGUGGACGGAGAGUGGCGGCACGACGAAUCCCAGCCGUUCAUGCCCGAUCCCCUCGGCAACGUCAACAACUGGCUGCUCGUGCGUGAUUCCGACCCCAACGCCCAUCUCACCCCACCAUCCGCCGCCACUGCCACUGCCGCCUCCCCUGCCGCCACCGGACCUGCCGGCUUGGCCGGACCUGCGCCAGGCGCGGGAGAGCGUGGGGGGGUGGGGGAAGCAGGCGCGGGCGGGGGAGGUGGGGGAGGAGGAGGGGGAGCGGGCGGAGGAGGCGGGGGAGGAGGGGGUGUUGUGGGCGGGGUGGGGUUCGGGAUAGGAGUGGGCGCUCAUAUGGAUGUUGAUGGGGUUGAAGUCACAACAUCACACCCACAGCACCAUCUCUUGACAGGAGCAGGGCACCAGCACCACCACCACCCAGGCGCUGGGGCAGCAGGGGGAGGAGGAGGCGCGGGAGGAGGCGGAGGAGGAGGCGGGCACUCGCACCAGCACUCACACUCGCACAGCCACGCGCACCAUGGGAUUGGGCUUGGUCCGUCAGCAGUGACAGCAUCCCAGCACACCCCUGCACACAUAGACUCGCACAGCCACACCCAGCAAGCGGCCUCGCAGGCAGCGCAGCAGCAGGGGGGCGCGGGGGGGGGUGGGGUGGGGGGGCUGGUAGGGGGGGAACCAGGGAGAAUGGUCACCGGGGCGAUGGUAGCAGGGGGGGUGGCGGGGGCGGGGGCGGGGGGAGCGGUGGUGGGGGGGUUGGGGGGAGCGGGGCUGGUGCUGGCGGAUUCGAUGGGGGCGGUGUCAGCAGCGGAUGCGGAGUCGUCUCGGCAGCGGUUUGUGGACUUUCUGCAGAGGCACAAGGCGUAUGAGCUGCUGCCUGAGUCAGGCAAGGUGGUGGCACUAGACGUGGCUCUCCCAGUGAAGCAGGCCUUCCACGCCCUCUACGAACAGGGCGUGCCAGCAGCGCCGCUGUGGGACUCAGAGAGGCAGGAGUUCGUGGGCAUGCUCAGCGCCUCUGACUUCAUCUCCAUCCUCACCCAGCUGCACUGCAACAGCGCAUCGCUGAGCGAGGAGGAGCUGGAGACGCACACCAUAGCGGCCUGGAAGGAGGAGAAGCUCGCCCUCGCCACGCCCCUCGACGCCCCCCACACGCCCGCACGCCGCCCCCUUAUCUAUGUUGGACCGGACGAGACACUGAGGAAGGUAGCGGAGGUGCUGCUAACGAGGGGUCUCGCCAUGGUCCCUGUGCUCUACUACCCCGAAGCCCGCACCUCCUCCUCUGCCGCUGCUGCUGCCUCUGCCAACGCUGCUUCUGCUUCUGCGUGGCAAAGCACUUCCGGCACGUGGCAGGGUCGCUGCCGCUGCUCUCACAGCCGCUGGGAGCGCUACCCAUCGGCACAUGGGCGGCAGAGAGUGGGCGCCCCAACACGCGCCCUAUUGUGGUGCUUCAGACGUCCAUGUCGCUCUUUGCUGCGCUCUCGCUGCUGCUGCAAGGUGCCUGCCUCCUCCUCCCCUCCUGCCGCCACUGCUGCUGCUGCUGCUGAUUCUGCUGCUGCUGCUGCUGCUGCUGCUGCUGCUGCUGCUGCUGCUGCUGCUGCUGCUGCUGCUGCUGCUGCUGCUGCUGCUGCUGCUGCUGCUGCUGCUGCUGCUGCUGCUGCUGCUGCUGCUGCUGCUGCUGCUGCUGCUGCUGCUGCUGCUGCUGCUGCUGCUGCUGCUGCUGCUGCUGCUGCUGCUGCUGCUGUUCACGCUUUACCCACGGGAGUGUCAUCUUUGCCAGUUGUGGAUGAGAGCGGGGCUCUUAUCGACAUCUACGCGCGAAGGUAUUCACCCCACCCCACCACCUCGCCCUCCCUUCCUCCCUCCCUCCCUCCCUCCCUCCCUCCCUCCCUCCCUCCCUCCCUCCCUCCCUCCCUCCCUCCCUCCCGCGCUUCCAUUCUCCCUGCUGCACCCGCCAAGGAUCAUAUGUAUGCACGGCUCAACAUUGAUGAGUUCACUGUCGGCCAGGCCCUGCAAUACCGGCAGGAUGCAGGGGCGGUAGGGGCGGCAGCAGCGGGCGGCACGCGGUGUCACAUGUGCCUGCAGUCUGACAGCCUGCGAGUGGUGGUGGAGCGAUUGGCCAUGCCAGGGGUGCGCCGGCUUGUGUGUGUGGAGGCGGGCAGUCGGAGAAUUCAAGGAAUCGUCUCCCUCAGCGAUCUCUUUCACUUCCUCCUCUCUUAA